AUGCGAUGGGAGCAGACGCAGCAGGGUGGGCACCUGCUCCCACCCUGUGUGGGGCAACGGCCGCCCGUGUCCUCGCAGCCCCUGCCCGUGGUGUCUCCUCCUCCAGACAGCAAUUUCCUGCUGGCCAACGCGCAGCGCCUCCCCAUCGUCUCCUGCUCCGAUGGCUUCUGCGAGCUCACGGGCUUCGCGCGCACUGAGGUCAUGCAGAAGAACUGCAGCUGCCGCUUCCUCUGCGGCGCCGAGACCAGCGAGCCCGUCCUGCAGCGCAUCGAGAAGGUGCUGGAGGGCAAGCAGGAGUUCCAGGCCGAGGUCUGCUUCUACAAGAAGGGGGGUGCGGCCUUCUGGUGCCUGCUGGAUGUGGUGCCCAUCAAGAACGAGAAGGGCGAGGUGGUGCUUUUCCUCUUCUCCUUCAAGGACAUCACGGAGAGCCGGAGCAAGAGCCACCCUGGUGACAGGAGGGAGGCCUCCACGCAGCCCGUGUUUGCCCCUGGAAAACACGAGUCCAGAGGGAGCCCUGGGCUGAACGUCUUCGAGAACAAGCCGUCCAUCCCCGAGUACAAAGUGGCCUCGAUGCAGAAGUCCCGCUUCAUCCUGCUCCACUACAGCGUCUUCAAGGCGCUCUGGGACUGGCUGAUCCUGCUGGCCACCUUCUACGUGGCCGUCACCGUGCCCUACAACGUCUGCUUCACGGGCACGGAGGAGAGCGCCUCGGCCGCGCGCAGCACCAUCGUCAGCGACAUCGCGGUCGAGAUGCUCUUCAUCCUGGAUAUCGUGCUGAACUUCCGCACCACCUACGUGAGCCAGUCGGGCCAGGUGGUGUACGAGCCCCGCUGCAUCUGCAUCCACUACGUGGCCACGUGGUUCUUCGUGGACCUCAUCGCCGCGCUGCCCUUCGAUCUGCUCUACGUCUUCAACAUCACCGUGGUGAGUGGCACGGGCUCGGUGGGGGGCCCCUCCAUCCGCAGCGCCUACAUCACCUCCCUCUACUUCACCCUCAGCAGCCUCACCAGCGUGGGCUUCGGCAACGUCUGCGCCAACACGGACGCCGAGAAGAUCUUCUCCAUCUGCACCAUGCUCAUCGGGGCGCUCAUGCACGCCGUGGUCUUUGGCAACGUCACGGCCAUCAUCCAGCGCAUGUACUCGCGCCGCUCGCUCUACCACACGCGCAUGAAGGACCUCAAGGACUUCAUCCGUGUCCACCGCCUCCCGCAGCAGCUCAAGCAGCGGAUGCUCGAGUACUUCCAGACCACCUGGUCCGUGAACAACGGCAUCGACGCCAACGAGCUGCUGCGUGACUUCCCCGACGAGCUGCGUGCGGACGUGGCCAUGCACCUCAACAAGGACAUCCUGCAGCUGCCCGUCUUCGAGACGGCGAGCCGGGGCUGCCUGCGCUCGCUCUCGCUGCACAUCAAGACGUCGUUCUGCGCGCCGGGCGAGUACCUGCUGCGCCAGGGCGACGCGCUGCAGGCCGACUACUUCGUGUGCUCCGGCUCGCUGGAGGUGCUGCGGGACAACGUGGUGCUGGCCAUCCUAGGUGAGCGGGGCCCCGGGGCGCGUGGGCUGUGGUGGCCGCGACUCGGCCCCUGCUGUGAGCAGUCCUUCCUGCAGGCAAAGGGGACCUGA
Tinamus guttatus (white-throated tinamou) is the source of this 1623-nucleotide messenger RNA. NCBI's taxonomy places the organism in Eukaryota, Metazoa, Chordata, Aves, Tinamiformes, Tinamidae. The record is from RefSeq and is a predicted model, not a curated record.